Pyrgilauda ruficollis (rufous-necked snowfinch) is the source of this 356-nucleotide messenger RNA. Its product is annotated as protein EFR3 homolog B-like. Gene Ontology annotation, cellular component: plasma membrane. The transcript has 3 exons. Lineage: Eukaryota; Metazoa; Chordata; Aves; Passeriformes; Passeridae. The annotation marks the transcript as partial. Gene Ontology annotation, biological process: protein localization to plasma membrane. The record is from RefSeq and is a predicted model, not a curated record.
GGCUGUGCGGCUGCUGCGGCGCGCUGCGGCCCCGCUACAAGCGCCUGGUGGACAACAUCUACCCCGAGGACCCCGAGGAGGGCCUGGUGAAGUCCAACAUGGAGAAGCUGACGUUCUACGCGCUCUCGGCGCCGGAGAAGCUCGACCGCAUCGGCGCCUACCUGUCCGAGCGCCUGACGCGCGACGUCGGCCGCCACCGAUACGGGUCGGUGCGGGUGGCCAUGGAGGCGCUGGACCAGCUGCUGCUGGCGUGCCACUGCCAGAGCAUCAACCUGUUCGUGGAGAGCUUCCUGACCAUGGUGGCCAAGCUGCUCGAGUCCGACAAGCCCGACCUGCAGAUCCUGGGCACCAACUCC